This is a messenger RNA of Peronospora matthiolae, 1272 nucleotides long. The record is from the annotation of a GenBank genome assembly. Lineage: Eukaryota; Oomycota; Peronosporomycetes; Peronosporales; Peronosporaceae.
AUGCGUGCGGCCGCGGAAAGUGCCUCUCACACCUCAGCAGCAGGCGAUUCGUCGCCUGUUGUCGUGAUUCCUUCACGUGGUGAGUCACCACGUGCGACAGGUACAUCCGUUGCGUCUGCAGCGGGCACCUCGAGUCGUAAUCAAGUCGAGUAUGAGAUAGAGCUCACCUAUUCUGGCGAGUCGGAUGAUGCAUCCGACUCGAAUGCGACUCCUCACGCCUACGGAUCACCCGGGGCGGACGCUGAGUAUGCCAGGCUGACUGGCUCUGGUCAACGCGGCGGUAUCAUGACCGAGACCUUCGGAUCGAGUGAUUACUCCGAUGAGUAUCUGCCUCAUGCAAGUCCGUCUAACGAUAGUACGCGUGGGGAUGGUGAUGAUGCACCUAUACAUCACCACGAGAGAAGCAACUCGAGAGAUCGAGGUGUCACUGGUGUCAUUGCUCACGCUGGAACCAAUCAAGAGGCCAGGGACCGAAAUUUCCUGCGCCACGCUCCCCAAGUGGAGUCUCCGUGGAUGCCGUCAUCCAGAGAGUUGGACCGGUUGGUCGGCAUGACUACCGAACGGGAUCAAAUCCCGUUGUUCGAUUGCAGGAAGAUUUGCCCACCUGAUUCCAGCACGGAAACUAUCCGAGCUGAGGAAGAAUUAUUCAACGAUGCUUUUUUCAAGUAUUGGUGGUACAAUGGUAGCCGUGUUCAAGACGUUAAGGCCGUGGUGCAAGGCUGGAAUGCCCUCAUCCAUUUCAUCGAGCGCAUUGACCGUGAAGCCUGGCUCGGUAAACUCGAUGCAGCUCGCAUCAGGUUUGAGAAGUGCAACCCUGUCGGGGCGCGAUACAAGUUGCACCGGCAGUCAAGAGAGUCAGAAUUACAUCGUCUCUCGUGGAAUGAUUCGUGUUCAGGUUGCCUGAACAACUCGAAUCGUGCCCCUAGGGAGGCCUUCCUCCCUAGUGAUCUCUACUGGACGGCGCACAUCUAUUCUGAGAUGGCCGAAGGGAUUGACACUUUGGAAUCCGUGUACUCGCGUUCGGGAAGGUCGUUUUCCGACGGCCCUCCUUCGAACGCAGCGGGUGGGUCUGGUCGUAUUGCUCGACGUGACCCAAAACAUCAACUAUCAGCUGGGUACGAGGCUCCCAGUUGGCCAAAGCCGGUGGAUAGCCACGCCAGCAAACGAGGUAACUCUUUCGGACGCCAUUCUCAUCGCGGUGGUUCAAAAUACGCUUUAACAAAAAGCGUUCACCACCGCCAAAAUCCACCAAAGGAUGUGGUCGGAGCGUGA